Messenger RNA from Mercurialis annua (annual mercury), 1522 nucleotides. Its product is annotated as F-box protein At5g07610-like. The record is from RefSeq and is a predicted model, not a curated record. Gene Ontology annotation, molecular function: protein binding. Bases 171 to 1418 code for a protein of 415 amino acids. The transcript has a single exon. Lineage: Eukaryota; Viridiplantae; Streptophyta; Magnoliopsida; Malpighiales; Euphorbiaceae.
AUUCUUUUCUGUAUAAUUAUAUCAGCCAUUUCCUUCCGAUUAUAGUCAACCACAUAUUUUCCACUUCUCGCCGGCAUGGAUUCAACUUUUCCGAUGAGAUAAAGCUUUGCUGCCUUCAUCGUCAAGGUAACUUUUUUUCUUGUUCAUUUUCAAACUCUAAAUACUCGACCAUGAAAAACUCCGAACCAGAAGAAAAUCCACCACUUUCUUCUGCCGAAACAGUCGCCGACAAUCUAGAUCUUCUUAAUGAACUUCUACUCCGUCUUCCUGCAAUGUCAUUACUCAAGUUCAAAUGCGUUUCGAAACAAUGGCUUCACUUCAUUUCCGAUCCCAAAUUCUGUACCUCACACACUCGCCUCCGCCUAAACCCUAGCUCCGCCUCUCCCGCCGGAUUGUUUCUGGACAAACAGUUUAGUUUUAUCCCUCUCAACCCUCAAAAAUACGAUGAUCUAUCAAAAAAAAUCCACGCUCUCGAUUAUAUGAGUGGUGAAAUCCAGAUAGAACAGUCGUGCAACGGCUUGCUCCUUUGCUCUUCUAACGAGGAGCUCGACUUUGAAAGCUGUAUAUUAAACUCCUGUCUUUAUAGUAAAGUUUAUUUUAUAUGUAAUCCCACUACUAAGCAGUUCAAGAGAGUUAAACUUCCUAAGGAGUUUGAAUUUUCUGUUAGGGCAGUUUUUUUAGCCUUUGAACCUUCUAAAUCUCCUCACUAUAAGCUUAUUUCUUUGAACUCAAUUCCUCACACGAGACGACUACAGCUUCGGAUUGAUAUGUAUUCAUCAGAGACGGAUUCUUGGAGUUUAUUAGGUAUUAAUGUGCCUCUGGUUCAUGACUUCUUCCCCCGUUUGAGAGGCGUUUACUACAGAAACGCCGUUCAUUGGCCUCCCACGAGGAAAUUCGGAAACUGUCUGUAUUUUGAUUUUGAAUCAGAGUCGUUAAAGGAAAUGCCGAAACCUCCGUUGUACCUGGCCGGAGCAAUCGGGGGAGAGCUUUACUAUUUCGGAGAGUCUCGAGGGCAUUUGCAUCUCGUAAUAGGUAAUCCAAUGGAAUCUAUAUCGUUAGAAUUCGAUGUUUUGGAGAUGGAUACGGAUUAUUCUCAAUGGUCAGUGAGGUACCAUGUUGAUCUUGGUUCUGUAAAAAUGGCAUUUCCGGAGUUGGCUUGGUAUGUUCGAGGAGUUGUAAAAUUUUCUAUUCUAAGUAUUGUACUUUGUGGUGAUGAUUAUAAGAAUGAAGAAGAAGAAAAUGCCAUUGUUGUGAUUUGUGUAGGUGGUGUAGUUGUGGCCUACAAUAUCUGUGAUGGCACAUCAAAGAAGCUUUGUGAUUGUGAUGUUAGAAAAUGUGGUGGUAGAUGGGAUGAUGAUGCUGAGAACUUGAAGUGGUAUGAUGCAUUUCAGUACUUUGAUACCUUCUUGCGUUUCUGAAUAAUUUCUGAUAUGAUCAAUGUAUCUUGUGAAAUUCUUGCAUCUCUUGUAUUUUGUUAGUGUUUCAAGCCUCAUCAAUAAUAUUUAUGUAGUGUGUGGUUCAA